GGCGCCAUGAGCUCGGCGGCGCCGCCGGCCCCGCGGCUCUGCUGCCUCGAGCGGAGCCCCACGGGCUACGGCUUCCACCUGCACGGCGAGAAGGGCAAGGCGGGCCAGUACAUCCGCCUCGUGGAGGCCGGCUCGCCGGCCGAGCGCGCGGGGCUGCGCGCCGGCGACCGCCUGCUCGAGGUGGACGGCGACAAUGUGGAGGCGGAGAGCCACCAGCGCGUGGUGGAGCGCAUCCGCGCCGCCGCCGGCGCCGUGCGCCUGCUCGUCGUGGAGACGCUGCCCGGGGAGCCGCGGCCUGGCGCGGGCGGCGCCGACACCGCCGCGGCACCGGGCGGCGACACCGCCGCGACACCCGGCGGCGACACCGCCGAGGCGGCGGCCGAGCCCCCGCGCCGGGAGCCGAGCCCGGCGGCCGAGCGGAAGGAGCUGCGUCCUCGGCUCUGCUGCAUGAAGAAGGGCCCCAACGGCUACGGCUUCAACCUGCACAGCGACAAGAGCCGGCCGGGCCAGUACGUGCGGGCCGUGGACCCCGACUCGCCGGCGGAGGCGGCGGGGCUGUCCCCGCAGGACCGCAUCGUUGAGGUGAACGGCGUGUGCAUGGAGGGCAAGCAGCACGCAGACGUCGUGGCCGCCAUCAAGGCCAGCGGCGACGAGACCAAGCUGCUUGUGGUGGACGUCCUCACGGACGAGUUCUUCAAGAAGUGCAAGGUGGUGCCCUCCGAGGCCCACCUGGAAGGUCCUUUGCCAGAACCGGUUGCCAAUGGUGACGUAGGGAAGGAGAACAGCGCCGGCCCGCGGCCCAGCUCCAUGAUCGAGAGCCCGGCCAGCCCCGGGCCGCUGGCCGCGUCCCCGACCCUCAGCGAGAGCCACGGAGAGCCGAGUGAGGGCGAGAAGCGCAACUCGGCGCCCGGCUCCCUGCUGGACCUCGACAUCCCGCUGGCCGUGGCCAAGGAGCGCGCGCACCAGAAGCGCACGAGCAAGCGCGCGCCCCAGAUGGACUGGAGCAAGAAAAACGAACUGUUCAGCAACCUGUGAAGGCCCUGGGGCUCCCGCCAGCACCUCCGCCUCUCGGCACCUCCCCGCCGCCCCCGUUGGGACCGAGGCCGCUCCGUGCUGCGGCCCAAGGGACAGGGGCUCGUGGCGUCGCUCCAGGCGGGUUUUGGCCACCCGGGCGCUUCUCCGUCCUCUGCUUGAAGUCCUGUGAACCCUGGUAGACGUAAACAGAGAUUUGGGAGUAACCGGUGAUUUGGAGUGACCCCCAGCUGAUGCCCAACACUUCUUAAAGUCUUAUUUCCUCCUGUUUUCCCUCUUGUCCCACCUGAAACCCGUGUCUGGUGAAGCCCCCCCACAUCACCCUCGAUCUCUGUGUUGCUGCCUUAGGCUUUUAGUGACUUUUAGCCGUCCCCACCACCCGUCUGACCGAGGAGCAAACAUGAUCCCUGCAGGAAUUGGUGCUUUUGGCCUCUGUCCGUCCAUCCAGGUGACCCUGCGUGUGACAUGUCCCGUGGCCACCCUCGGGGAAGAGAAAGCAGCGGCCUGGGGAGGUCUGGGGAGAGGAGAGGGUGUUUGGAGCCCGCACACAAAGCAAUAACCACCGCAAUACUCGCUCACUCCUGGAGGCAGAGCCGAUCAGGGUUUAAUCUGAUGAUGCUUAAUUUAAACUCUUCUCAAUAGACUCUGUCUAUUUUUUUCCAGAAUAAGAGGUUUUCCAAUCACACCUUUUUUAAAAAAAAGUAUUUUGUGGAAAUUCUUUCCUGUGGAUGUUUUAUUCCGUGUUUUGUGAUCGGGUGUUGUCGUACUGUCGAGCACGAGAGAAAUUCUGUUUACUGGAAUAAACCUUUCUGACUUCA
This is a messenger RNA of Nothoprocta perdicaria, 1850 nucleotides long. RefSeq names its product SLC9A3 regulator 1 (gene NHERF1). Gene Ontology annotation, biological process: protein localization to plasma membrane. Gene Ontology annotation, molecular function: protein-membrane adaptor activity; signaling receptor binding. NCBI's taxonomy places the organism in Eukaryota, Metazoa, Chordata, Aves, Tinamiformes, Tinamidae. The record is from RefSeq and is a predicted model, not a curated record. Gene Ontology annotation, cellular component: apical plasma membrane. The transcript has 6 exons. Bases 7 to 1035 code for a protein of 342 amino acids.